Molecule: messenger RNA, 3228 nt
Organism: Apus apus (common swift)
Lineage: Eukaryota; Metazoa; Chordata; Aves; Apodiformes; Apodidae
Product: NADH-cytochrome b5 reductase 3
Exons: 9
Coding region: 60-965 (301 amino acids)
Cellular component (GO): mitochondrion
Molecular function (GO): oxidoreductase activity; FAD binding
Source: RefSeq, a predicted model, not a curated record
CCGGGCCGGGCCGUGCCGUGCCGGGCGGGCGGAGCUUUCCCGUCCGUCAGGGGGCAGCGAUGGGGGCGCAGCUCAGCACGUUGAGUCGGGUUGUAACAUACCCAAUAUGGCUCAUCUACACCACCAUCCUGAGGCUUUUCAGGAAUCCCCAUCCUGCAAUUACUCUGAAGGAUCCUGAAGUGAAGUAUGCAUUGAGGCUGAUUGAUAAGGAGGAAGUUAGUCAUGACACAAGAAGAUUUCGAUUUGCUCUCCCUUCCAUAGAUCACGUUUUGGGUCUCCCCAUAGGGCAGCAUAUCUACCUGUCUGCACGGAUUGAUGGAGCACUGGUUGUUAGACCCUACACUCCAGUUUCCAGUGAUGAUGACAAGGGCUUUGUGGAUCUUGUUGUCAAGAUCUACUUUAGAAAUGUCCAUCCGAAGUUUCCUGAUGGAGGGAAGAUGUCUCAAUACUUAGAAAGCCUGAAAAUAGGGGAUACUAUUGACUUCAGAGGACCAAGUGGCCUACUUGUCUACAAAGGAAAAGGCGAGUUUGCUAUUCGGCCUGAAAAGAAAGCUGAACCAGUUUCUAAGAAAGUGAAAUACGUGGGGAUGAUUGCAGGAGGGACUGGGAUCACACCUAUGCUGCAGAUUAUUCGAGCAAUCAUGAAAGACAAAGAUGACCCCACCGUUUGUCAGCUGCUGUUUGCUAAUCAGACUGAGAAGGAUAUCCUGUUACGUUCCGAGCUGGAGGAGAUCCAGGUUCAGAAUCCCGGUCGCUUCAAGUGUUGGUACACACUGGACAAAGCACCUGAAAACUGGGAUUACAGCCAAGGAUUUGUGAACCAAGAGAUGAUCAGAGACCACCUGCCCCCACCUCAAAAUGAUGUUCUGAUCCUCAUGUGUGGACCUCCUCCAAUGAUCCAGUAUGCUUGCCUUCCCAACCUGGACAAACUGGGCUACACCAAGGACAUGAGGUUCUCCUUCUAGAGAAGACUGGUAAUUCAGUGAUCUUGUGCAGAAGGGAAGGAAAAACUAAUGGGGAACAGGAGAAAGUUACAGAGAUGGCUGAUGCACAGUGCUGGGAAGCUACAUUUACAUUAAAAAUGCUUAUUAAUUUUUUUUUCUGAAUCUCUGGCAAGUAAGACACUUAAGCUCAACUGUACUAAAGCUGUACUGUAUGUUGCACAGAAACAACUGUAUUAGGGAAAAGUGGUGAGGCCUAGUGCUCAGCUGGCUCCAUCCCAAGGGAGGACAGUAGAGCUGCUUAGGGCAGCAAACGCUCAUUUACACUUUUUCCUAGCACUGUAAUCAAAUGGCAGUAAUAUCCUACUUCCUAACACUGUGCAUACGUGGUAUUUUAUUUGGUUAGAAGUACAAAAAUACCUAGAAUGUGCUGGAUUAUUCACCUUGCCUAUGCCAAAUUUUAAUCCUUACAGUGCUGUUACAGUAGGAGGGCCAGGAGCCUUUGCCUCGUGUGCAUUAUCUUUGCAACAUCAGAAACUUGAAGAUGCUUGUUAGGUUGAAGGAUGACAAUGAACCUCUUAGGACUGAAGUUGUUCAAGCUGCCUUGUUAAUCAGAGAGGUAGAUGGCAAUACAAAAUUAGUUGCCUUUGUAUUAUGGAAUAGCAUCUCUUAGGUGCAAACACUUUUCCAGCUGGUCAUUGUUCACAUCCCUGGGCAAUGAAAGAAACUACAGGAUGCAGGUGGCUUUGUGCACUGCUCCACAAGUACCUGGAAUUCUUUGCUUGUAUGUGUGUGGAAUACUGAAAAAAACCAACAAAGCAACUAACUUUUGAAUUUACUUUUAAAUAGUGGAUGGUGCCAGCGGAAUACAAAAGCAGUUGUUCUCCAUGCUCUUUGCAGUGACAAAAAUGCUGGGUGAAGACAGGAUCUAGUUUAAGUUUCUUGUUUUCCCAGAGGUGGCUUUGGAACAAAGUGAGCUGAGGUUCAUUGCCAGGGUGGGUUUCAGCAGGUGGCCCAGCCUGGGAGGAAGCAGUGUGCAUGCAGUCAGGGAACUCUCCUGCCUGUCUUGCUUAGGCAAAGCUCCAAAGGGGUUUGCCUGCUAAGGGUGCAUGGGAACAGCCUUAAGUCACCAAACUGACAGCAAAUUGAAAUGUCUUACCUAAUCUAAAUGUUUCCUAGAUACUGUUUACUACAGCUCUGAUUUAUUUUUUUAAUAUACUUUUUUUUUUUUACAGCAGCCUUUUACCUAAUCUUUAGUAAACUUAAGGCAUCUUGUGUGCCAGACCUUCUGCUUCUGAACAACAGAGUUGCUGUUGAGGAUAGAGCUGUCCUGCUAGGAAUCUAUGAAACUAAAAAUCUUGUUUCUGGUGAUGAAAUCAGUGACCGAAAGGAUGUUUAGUGAUAGAUGAAGUAAUGUGGAUGCUAGUUAGCUGCAAGUGUCAGUGUAUAGAACCACUUUUUGAAAGGUUUGGGUAGGUAUGAGGGGUUAUAGCUUCCCAUGUUGUCUUUUGUGCCUGUCCAACAGAUGGGUACUGUGCACUUAAAAGGUUAAUUUUCAGCAUUAAUUAAAAGGAGAAAAAGAUCCUACAGGUAAUUUAGGGAACCUUAAAUGGAUAUUAUUGUUAUUAAUUUUAUUAAUUAUAUACUUGCCUCUGAAGUAUUGAAUUUUUGAUGUGUGCUUCUAACAUUUGUUCUUUAAUACUAUGCUCCAAAGUUCAAACAAUACUGAAGGAAGUUUCAGUCCCUUUUUAGGAGGCUAAAAGCAGAAAUAUGAGAGAAAUUACCUUGCUGCUGGUUUGUAUCACUGUGGGAUAUGCAUAGCAUUUUUUUUUCAUUGUUGUAUUUAAUGAAGUUUGUAAAAAAUAACUCCAGCUGGUUACACAUCAACUGUUUUGUAUUACUUACUCUGCUUAUUCAAUUACUGGCUUUUUCAUAUCUGUGUAAGAAAUAAAGUAUCUUGCAGGUGAAUCACCUUUGUGUAACAGAGGCCAUCAUCUUGGGCUUUAUAAGAGACAAACUAUAAUUGUAAAACACUCCAUAAAGUGAAGGUUAAAGAAAAAAAAAUAAGCCAGUUAGAUAAUUAUCCAAGUGCUUAUCUCUUUCUUUUGUUUGAGUUUGGUGAAAACUGCUGUAUUUGGAUGCUGAGUCAAGGAGUAAACUGUCUCUGCUUUUUUUCCCUAUCACUCCAAUCUCCUCUUUUUACCUUUAUUUUGUACAUCUUUCUUGUGAUCAUGAGGCUCUUUUAAUAAAUAAAAAGAGGGAUUUUGUAUAAUCUACUGAAACAAAA